CAUAAAGUGCCAGGAGUUCAUCUCCCUGGAGAAGAUAGUGUCGGAGACCCUGCUAAACAAACAAUAUGGCCCAAGGAUCAGGCUCCAAACAACAUCAGGCCAAAAAGAAGAUUUCCCUGAUAUUUUCUGAUUUUUAAUAUGGUCAACACUGGAAAUCUAAAAGCAAAUUUAACAGAGCUGAAUUAUAGUGUGAACGUGGCCUCAAGAUACCAGAGAAGAAGGCGCUGGAACACUAUACUGUUGUUUAAGUUACAGUUCAACCAAAGUAGCGAAAUUACAGCAGUCCUCCAUGCCGUAUAGGGGAUAGAUCUGUGGUUGGCCACGUACUAACACCUCACCGUCACCAAAUGUUUCCAUAGCACGAAAUGUUUCAGCAGUCGAACAGAUAAUGAAACCAUUUGAGUUUCCGUCCCGGAGCUGAUCGAGGCGGCCAAUCAGCGGUGAACAGGCAUCCCGACGCGCUGGUGUGGAGCGGAGGGGACAGCCUGCAGGGAGCCCUUCCUGCCGGUCACUUUCACCGUCCGACCGGCUCCGGACAGGACCUGCCAACUUUCACCCAGAGGUUAGCUUCUUCUUCAGCAGCAUAAUUCGCCCCUGUGCAACUUUUCCCGAGACCGCCAGGCCUUGCUGAAACAUUUGGCCGAUCGGCGCUGACGAGCUCCGCGGAUCGGAACCCCGGAGAAGACGCGGAAAGUGGUGCGAGUGGAGCACAAACACAAUCAGAACAACUCCAAAGCAGCGGCAACACCAGCAGGAAUAAAACUAAUGAGCUGCCUGUGGAUACUGUCAGCCAGUAGCGAACGGUGAACCUCGACGAGGAAGAGGAAAAUCGAGCGCCACUCAUGUUUUCAUCAAGUCAGGAAGAUCACAGCGCGCCCACCAAGGAUCCUGUGAAGUACGGAGAACUCAUCGUCCUGGGGUACAACGGUUCUCUUCCAAAUGGAGACAGGGGUCGCAGGAAAAGCAGAUUUGCACUUUUUAAACGAUCAAGAGCUAAUGGAGUCAAGCCCAGUACAGUGCAUGUUAUUUCCACUCCCCAGGCUUCUAAGGUAAUCAAUUGUAAAGGGCAACAUAGCAUCUCAUAUACAUUAUCCAGAAACCAAACUGUGGUGGUAGAAUAUACCCAUGACAAAGAUAUGGACAUGUUUCAGAUUGGAAGGUCUACAGAGAAUCCCAUUGACUUCGUGGUGACAGACACUGUUUCUGGCUGCCAGAGUAAUGAUGAGACACAAAUCACUCAGAGCACCAUCUCCAGAUUUGCGUGUAGAAUAGUUUGUGAUAGAAAUGCACCAUUUACUGCUAGGAUUUAUGCUGCCGGAUUUGAUUCAUCAAAAAACAUAUUUCUUGGUGAGAAAGCUGCAAAAUGGAAAAAUCCUGAUGGCCAUAUGGAUGGGUUAACAACCAAUGGAGUAUUAGUAAUGCAUCCUAGGGGAGGAUUUACAGAAGAAUCUAGCCCUGGAAUAUGGCGGGAAAUUUCUGUUUGUGGGGAUGUCUAUACGCUAAGGGAAACAAGAUCUGCACAGCAAAGAGGAAAAUUGGUGGAGACUGAAACCAAUAUUCUUCAGGAUGGUUCACUUGUUGAUCUUUGUGGAGCAACACUUCUGUGGAGAACAGCUGAUGGCCUGUUCCAUACUCCUACCCAAAAACACAUUGAGGCUCUUCGACAGGAGAUAAAUGCCGCUAGACCUCAGUGCCCAGUUGGUCUUAACACCUUAGCAUUUCCCAGCAUUAAUCGUAAGGACAUUGUGGAAGAGAAACAGCCUUGGGCUUAUCUCAGCUGUGGACAUGUCCAUGGUUACCACAACUGGGGACAUCGCAGUGAUACAGAAGCCAAUGAGCGGGAAUGUCCCAUGUGCAGAACUGUGGGUCCUUACGUACCCCUUUGGCUAGGUUGUGAAGCAGGAUUUUAUGUGGAUGCUGGUCCUCCGACACAUACAUUUAGCCCGUGUGGACAUGUGUGCUCUGAAAAAACAGCAAAAUAUUGGUCAGAAAUUCCAUUGCCACAUGGUACUCAUGCAUUCCAUGCAGCAUGCCCUUUCUGUGCUAUUCAACUGAAUGGAGAACAAGGCAUCAUUAAACUAAUUUUCCAGGGACCAAUUGACUGAUGAACAAUUGAAAGAGGACAAGCAGGACAUUUUGGAAAAUACUGUGAAAAUAAUCCAUUGUGGCUGUAUCUCCACUGUACCCUGGUUUGGGGGAGUAAUGGGAGGGCAGUGAUCAAUUUGGUGGAGAAAUAAAAGUUUCAGCAUUGCAGAUAGUGAUUAAUAAUUGUUUUUUUGGGUGCAGGUUUUAGGGGUGUCAUUCAGAAAAGCCACAACUAAAGAGAAAAGUUAUCCUAUUGUUCUAACCUAUUUUGCUACAAUUUGACCUUUGUAUAGUUUUAUAAGUUAUAUGGUUUUAAUAUAUUGCAUUAUAUGCUUGAAUGGCCUGUCAAAAUAAAGCUGUAAAUCAUUUUAUGGCUAUUGUGUAACCUUAGCAGUAAAGUAUUAUUUCAAAAUGUUUUCUUUCAGUAGGAAUGUUUAGUAAUGACCUGCGCAGUCACUGUAAUUUGGUUUAAAUUCUCAGGUGUAUAAGUAAAUAUUGAGAAGCUGAAUAGUGCACAGAGAUUAAUGGCAAGGUGGAUUUGUGUUUUCUAUCAAUUAGAGUACUCUUUACAAGCUUUAAAAAAUCUUUUAGAAAACUAUUGUUGAAAUUCUUUGCAAUAUUAUGCUAUGAAAUUACUCUCAGUUUUGAAUGAAGGGAUCAGCUGUGAAGUCUUACCCCAUUUAAAGUUACACAGGGAAAUAUUGUGACAAUUUAACUGAAACAAUUAAGAAUUUUUUUACCAGUUACCUUUUACAAUUUGUAGUAAUAUCUUUAACGUGACAUCAAAUACUAUUUAUAGCAGUAAUAAUUGCUGGUGUUCAAGUUACUUAAAUUGCCCAUCUUCUAUUUUAUAUCCAUUUUAAAUACAGCAAACUACAAAUACCUGCAUAAGUAUCUGUAUCGAUGACAGAAUUUUUAAUGAAUAAUACAAUUGAGCAGCAUGGUUAUGAACAGAAUUUGAGUUGCAAGCAUACCUUGAUGGUAGGUUAUAAUAUUCCAAAAUCUUUCCAACUUCUGUAAAGCAAAGGUUAUCCCAAAUUUAAAAUAGUACAACAGCUGAAUCACAAUUAAAUUAUUUAUUUAUAAUGCAAAUGUAGCAUUUUAAGCCACUCAUUGAAAUGUUUGCUAAUAUUUCUCCAGGGUUAUUUUGUAAUUCUUGUGGGGAAAGCACAUAGUUUAGUAUGUAUGAAAGUUGAGAUGUAACUUGGUAAAUAUUACAUUUACCAUAGUAAAUAGCGAAGGUCAUUGAUUCAGGUUUCAAAUACAGGCAUUUACUUCUUCUUUGACUAUUUACUUUGAUGUGUUUUUGAUAGAUCUAUACAAGGAUACUAUUCAAAAUAUGCUUUUAAAGCAAAACUAAACAAAAAUCUCUCAUGAAAGAAUGGAAAGCUAUCUUGAUUUACAGUACUGUGCAAUAGUUUUAAGCACCCUAGAUUUUUUAUGUGGCUUCAGAUGGCAUGGCCUCCUCAGAGCCCUGAUCUCAAUAUCAUCGAGGAUUAUCUGGAAAAACAGAAGCAAGCGAGGCAGUCAAAGUCUGUAGAAGAACUGCGGCAAGUUUUCCAAAUGCUUGGAACAUCCUACCAGCCAAUUUUCUUAUAAAACUGCAGGACAGUGUACCUAAGAGAAUUGAUGCAGUUUUGAGGCAAAGGAUGGUCACACCAAAUAUUGAUUUGAUUUAGGUUUUUACUUUUUACUGCUCUUUAUAGAAAUUUUUUGGUAUUUAGAAACUUUUCAUUAUUUUUUUACAUGUGCCUAAGAUGUUGCACAGUACUGUAUAAAACUUAGUUUUGGUCUGUAUUAUGCUUGCGAUACUUCCUAGUGGUUAAGAAACAAAUUUGCAUAUCUGGCCAUUAUGGAUUUCUUGUUGAUACAAACUGAUAUAAUUUUUUAGUUUGCUUACUAUGUACAGAAUAAUUUGGAGACUUAAGUAUUAACAUGUCCUUCUAAAUGUGGCAUUAUUAUUGCCAUUUUCCUAAUCUUAGUUUGGACUAAAGGUCAAGUAACAAGAUUUUACCCUUUAAGAACUUGUGCUUUAAUCUGCAAUUACCAUCGGUACUUUCCACUAACAGUGGAAAAUACAUUCAUGGAAAAUCAGUAAAGAUUAAUCUAUUCACUCUCCCAAUUUAUAACAUUGCUGAUUGUAUAUAAUUUAACUGUUACAACAUGUUAAAUAGAAGUACACAAGGGAUUAUUGAGCUUGACCUUUAUUUAAUUACACUAAGCAUAUAGAAAGAUUAACCCCUGAAUGUCUAGGUAUUAUAGUGAAAUAUUGAGCACUCAGCAAUACCAUUAUAAAUCUUGCAGAGGAAGUAUUACAAAAUAAUCGAUUCUUGCAAAAUUGUUGAAAAAGUUCACAUAGAAUUUGUCAGUGUUCAACAUAAAUGUUAACCUUGCCACAUGAACUGCAACAAAUCCUACUUGUAAGAACAAUACAAAUUUAAAAAUUGCAAUUGUCAGUGUCUUUACUAUGGGUUCACCUUCUGAUUUGUUUACUAUGAAUUAAGUUUCACCAGACUGAUUCUUGAUUCUUGUCACCUUUUGAUUAUUUUUAUCAAUUGUCACAUCAAUGUUAAUUUAUCAAGAGCUUUCUGAUUAAAAUUUCAGGAUAUUGCUUCUUAAAGUAUCCACCAUGGAAAAUUCCCUAGUUAAAAUAUAAAUAAGUAAAAUUCUUGCUGGUGCCUCAGUUGCUAACUGAUUUGUUGUGAUGUAUCACAUGCUAAUAAAAGCAUUUUCU
This is a messenger RNA of Hypanus sabinus (Atlantic stingray), 4819 nucleotides long. Its product is annotated as E3 ubiquitin-protein ligase pellino homolog 2. The coding region runs from base 843 to 2105 and encodes 420 amino acids. The transcript is spliced from 9 exons. The record is from RefSeq and is a predicted model, not a curated record. Lineage: Eukaryota; Metazoa; Chordata; Chondrichthyes; Myliobatiformes; Dasyatidae. Gene Ontology annotation, biological process: regulation of Toll signaling pathway; protein polyubiquitination. Gene Ontology annotation, molecular function: ubiquitin protein ligase activity; protein binding.